AUGAAGAUUAAAAAACAUGAUUUUGUUUUGAUUGAUGAUGAACUAAAAUGUAGAUUGCAUAAAGUUGCGGAUAUGAAAAUAAGAAUAAAAAAAAAUUAUAUAAAUUUAUUGUUUCUUGUAAAUAAAAAAUAUGGAUCAACAUUUUCUUUUAUAAAUAAUAAAUGGGUAAGAAUAAAAAAACAAAAACACAAACUUGAUAUAGAUUAUGAUGAAGAUAUUGCAGGAACAAAUAAAGAUAUAUAUCAUAAUAAUAAUUCCCAAAAAUUAACAGAAGAAAAUAUUGCAGAAAUAAAAGAAAUGAACUAUGAAAACCCAUAUGAAAUUGUCCAAAAGCUUGUAGAUAAUUCAGCUACAUAUAAUGAAAAAACUGUAAUAUCACAAUUUAAAUAUAUCCAAAAAAAAUUAAAAAGACAUUUAUGUCAAUUUACAGUAUAUGAAUGUAAUAUAUUUAAUUUAGUCAAUUUUUAUUAUAAAUAUUUUCCUGAAAAAAUUUCAUAUAUCCGUGUAGAUUAUUUGGCAAACUUGCUUUUUCAUUUGAAUCGAAGUGUGCUUAUAAAGGGUGAGAAUAAACAGAUGCUUGUUCAGAAUAAUAAUGGAACGACUAGCAUAGGGCCAGGGUCAGAAGCAGAGCCAGAAGCAGGGCCAGAAGCAGGGCCAGAAGCAGAAGCUGCUAUUGGUAUUACUCCAUAUGAUAAACAUAAUGUAAUAAUUUAUGAUGAUUCACAUGGUUUGUUAACUAGUGUUAUAAAUAUUACUUAUGAAUAUAAUGUAAAUAUAUUAUCAUUAGUAUAUAAAAAUACAUGUGGAUCUAUUAUACCUAGUUUUGGAAUAAAAAAAAAUACAAGUAUUGUAAAAGUGAAAAUAUUAGAUAUUCCGAAUGAAACGAGAUCAAAUAAAAAUAUUUAUUUUGAUGAAAAUUUAAAUAUUAUUUUCCCAAAUGUGAUAGAAGAAAAUGAACUUAUAAAUAAACCAGACAAAGAUAUUACAAUAAAAAAAAAUGAUUAUAUAGAAACAAAUAUUGGUGAAUCUAAAGAAAAGACACAGGAACUUAUUGUAACAACAUUAAGUAGCGAACUGAAUAAGUCAAAUAAAGAUGUUCAUGAAAAUGUUGAUAAUUAUAAAAAUGAAGAAAAAAUAGAAAUUAGAGAUGAUACAAAGAAAGAAGAAACAGAUGAUGUAAUUAAAAAUAAUAUAAAAGAAAAUUCCCAAAAAAGAAAAAUAGAACAAAUAUAUAAUAAUGAUACCAGUAUAAAUGAAGCAGUGAAAAAAGUACACAAUAAUAAUAAUAAUGAUGAUCAUAUAAAUAAAAAAAUAAUUGAAGAUGAAGUAAAGGAAAAAAAUAAUACAUGGAUAGAAAUAAAUAAAAUAAAAAAAAGUAUCAUAGAUGAUAUAAAUAUGAGAAAAGCUGAAUCUUUUGUUAUAAUUAUAUCUAGUGAAUUUAUUUAUAAUACAAAUACAGAUAUAAAUUUAUUAGCAAAAACAUUAGUAUCUAUUUCUUUAAAAUAUUUAAAUAAUGAUAAUAAAAUAAUUAUACAUACAGAUGAUUUGAAUAUAUCAAACUUAUUUAUCCAAUUAUUAAUAAAUUCAAAAUCAUUUAUAAAUAUUAAAUUAAAUGAAUUUAUUUUAAGAGAACAUCAAGUUAUUAAGAGACGAACACACCCAACUAUAAAAAAUGCCAAGUUGGGUGAUGGCUUUUUGCUAACUGCUUUGAAAGUGGAAAGUUGGUAA
Molecule: messenger RNA, 1728 nt
Organism: Plasmodium yoelii
Lineage: Eukaryota; Apicomplexa; Aconoidasida; Haemosporida; Plasmodiidae
Exons: 1
Coding region: 1-1728 (575 amino acids)
Biological process (GO): tRNA methylation
Cellular component (GO): tRNA (m1A) methyltransferase complex; nucleus
Source: RefSeq, a predicted model, not a curated record